Molecule: messenger RNA, 1610 nt
Organism: Syngnathoides biaculeatus (alligator pipefish)
Lineage: Eukaryota; Metazoa; Chordata; Actinopteri; Syngnathiformes; Syngnathidae
Product: tubulin alpha-1B chain
Exons: 4
Coding region: 118-1473 (451 amino acids)
Biological process (GO): mitotic cell cycle; microtubule cytoskeleton organization
Cellular component (GO): microtubule; cytoplasm
Molecular function (GO): structural constituent of cytoskeleton; GTP binding
Source: RefSeq, a predicted model, not a curated record
AAAUGUGCAAGCGCCUCCCUCCCAUUCAGCAGUUGUUGCAUCGACCCCGUUGGGUACAACACGCAACGCAAAUCUUUUUCUUCCUCCUCUCUCCUGCUUUGAGCCCGAGACGAAAACAUGCGUGAGUGUAUCUCCAUCCACGUUGGUCAGGCUGGCGUCCAGAUCGGCAAUGCAUGCUGGGAGCUGUACUGCCUGGAGCACGGCAUUCAGCCAGAUGGACAGAUGCCCAGCGACAAGACUCUGGGAGGCGGUGAUGAUUCCUUCAACACCUUCUUUAGCGAGACUGGAGCUGGCAAACACGUCCCAAGGGCUGUUUUUGUGGAUCUGGAGCCCACUGUCAUCGAUGAGGUGCGCACUGGGACCUACCGGCAGCUCUUCCACCCCGAGCAGCUGAUCACCGGCAAGGAGGACGCCGCCAACAACUACGCCCGCGGACACUACACAAUCGGCAAGGAGAUCAUUGACCUGGUGCUGGACAGGAUCCGCAAACUGGCCGACCAGUGCACUGGCCUCCAGGGCUUCUUGGUGUUCCACAGCUUCGGAGGUGGUACCGGCUCAGGUUUUACCUCCCUGCUGAUGGAGCGCCUGUCCGUAGAUUACGGCAAGAAGUCCAAGCUGGAGUUCUCCAUCUACCCGGCUCCCCAGGUGUCCACCGCUGUGGUGGAGCCCUACAACUCCAUCCUGACCACUCACACCACCCUCGAGCACUCCGACUGCGCCUUCAUGGUCGACAACGAGGCCAUCUACGACAUCUGCCGCAGGAACCUCGACAUCGAGCGUCCGACUUACACCAACCUGAACAGGCUGAUUAGUCAGAUCGUAUCCUCCAUUACUGCUUCCCUUCGCUUCGAUGGUGCCCUCAAUGUGGAUCUGACAGAGUUCCAGACCAACUUGGUGCCCUACCCCCGUAUCCACUUCCCCCUGGCCACCUACGCCCCCGUCAUCUCCGCCGAGAAGGCGUACCACGAGCAGCUCUCGGUGGCAGAAAUCACCAAUGCCUGCUUUGAGCCCGCCAACCAGAUGGUCAAAUGUGAUCCUCGCCACGGCAAGUACAUGGCCUGUUGCUUGCUUUUCCGUGGCGACGUAGUGCCCAAAGAUGUCAACGCUGCCAUCGCCACCAUCAAAACCAAGCGUACCAUCCAGUUUGUAGACUGGUGCCCCACCGGUUUCAAGGUGGGCAUCAACUACCAGCCUCCCACCGUGGUUCCAGGCGGGGACCUGGCCAAGGUCCAGAGGGCUGUGUGCAUGCUGAGCAACACCACCGCCAUCGCAGAAGCCUGGGCCCGUCUCGACCACAAGUUUGACCUGAUGUACGCCAAGCGCGCCUUCGUGCACUGGUACGUGGGCGAGGGCAUGGAGGAGGGAGAGUUCUCCGAGGCCAGAGAAGACAUGGCGGCUCUGGAGAAGGAUUACGAGGAGGUUGGCGUCGACUCCAUUGAAGGUGAAGGAGAGGAGGAAGGAGAAGAAUAUUAAAAGCCACAAGAAAACAGGAAAUUGAAUUGUAAUGUGUACUUUCCAGACAAGUGUCUGUUGGUCAGUUGCCAGAUUUGGCUGUUAAAGAUUCUUCCAAAUGUUCAUCUAGGCUCUAAAUAAAAUCCUGUGACAAGUGA